Adineta steineri is the source of this 600-nucleotide messenger RNA. The record is from the annotation of a GenBank genome assembly. Lineage: Eukaryota; Metazoa; Rotifera; Eurotatoria; Adinetida; Adinetidae.
AUGUUAAAAAUCUUCUCGUUUUAUUUUGUAUUUUUAUAUAUAAAUAUUUUAAAUGUUGUGGAUGCAACUGGAAGAAAUCGUACAUAUCUUAUAAAAAAAGAUUUUAUAAGUGGAUUUAAAGGUGGCGAAUUUACUGUUUAUGAUUCAAAUGGAAAAAUUCGUCAGUAUAGAAUGGAAUCAAAAUUUGGUAUUACUCAUGAUGUUAAUGUUCAUACACUUCCAUCAAAAAAACUUUUGGCUAAAUUAAAAGCUAAAGUUACAGCUAUUAUGUAUAAAGCAACAAUAACUAUAUUUGAUAAUGAUUCAAACAAAUGGAUAAAUGGAACUAUAGAACAAAAUUAUAAAUUAAUCGGAAAUAAAUUCACUAUUCUAUUCAAUGGAAAUCUUUUAUUAAUGGAAGGAACACCUUUUUCAUUAAAUACACAAUUUAUUGAUGAAUCAAAUGGAAAUACUUUAGCGAAGUUUCGAAAAAGAGUUACUUCUUACUUUUGGAGAAACAAAUAUGAUUUACAAAUUUUAUCAAAUAAAUAUCCCGAUACACUUUAUUUUUUAGGUAUUGCAGCAAGAGAUCAUGCAAAUAAAAAAAUUCAUCGCGGUUAA